This is a messenger RNA of Sinocyclocheilus anshuiensis, 441 nucleotides long. RefSeq names its product protein kinase C alpha type-like. Gene Ontology annotation, cellular component: cytosol. Gene Ontology annotation, biological process: phospholipase C-activating G protein-coupled receptor signaling pathway; intracellular signal transduction. Bases 64 to 441 code for a protein of 125 amino acids. Gene Ontology annotation, molecular function: protein serine/threonine kinase activity. Lineage: Eukaryota; Metazoa; Chordata; Actinopteri; Cypriniformes; Cyprinidae. The record is from RefSeq and is a predicted model, not a curated record. The transcript has 3 exons.
UGAACGCGUACAGUAGACGCGUCGCGCAGCGGAGGAGACACACACCUGAGGAAUAGCGGCGCGAUGGCUGAUCAUCUGAUACAGAUCAAUGACUCUUCCGCCGCUGUCAAACGAUUCGCGCGGAAAGGAGCUCUGCGACAGAAGAACGUGCACGAAGUUAAAAACCACAAAUUUACCGCUCGAUUCUUCAAGCAGCCCACAUUCUGCAGCCACUGCACCGACUUUAUCUGGGGAUUUGGAAAACAAGGUUUCCAGUGCCAAGUGUGCUGUUUUGUGGUCCACAAAAGGUGCCAUGAGUUUGUUUCGUUCUCCUGUCCAGGAGCCGACAAGGGCCCUGACACAGAUGUGAGUAAAUGCUUGUACUUCUCUCUCUCUCACACACACACACACACACACACUUGCUCAUACUGCAGUCAGCAUGUUCUGUGUUCUGUUUGUUAA